Messenger RNA from Echinostoma caproni, 1929 nucleotides. The record is from the annotation of a GenBank genome assembly. Lineage: Eukaryota; Metazoa; Platyhelminthes; Trematoda; Plagiorchiida; Echinostomatidae.
AUGAUUGUGGGAAGCUGCCAGGCUGGGAUCUUAUCUGCUCGAGAGCCGUUCGUUUUUAUCGCUCCGGAAAACGAUGCGGGUAAUACACAGUUAUGCGAAUCAACUCCGGUUCUGUCUCCCAGCGCUGCAUCUUUGCUUUCAGCUGAAGUUACCGAGACAACCACGCAGGCGUUAAAAACCACUACCGAAAGGGAGCUGCUUGCCCCAACCAAACCAGACUCGGAUGCUUCGAAGCGCUCCACACCAGUGAUUCGAUCUCAUUCGCUUUCGGCCCGUGCAUUGCCGGAAGCUCUUCGCAUGGGUCUGAGUUCUUCUCGGGUUGAUCCCACGAUGCUUAGUCGUUUGUUGGAUUGGCGUACACGACCCGCUCCCGUCGCUCCGACUACUCCAGGCACGACGCAUACUCAACCGCCAGCUGCACCAUCGUCUUCCAAAUCACCACUGUUUCCUCGUGUUACUUAUCCUGGUUCAUCCGGACUGACUACUGGUGAUGCCAGUUCGGUUGGUGCUGUGUUUGAUCUGUCUACUGUGUUCCGGUCCCAAGUCGUCCAGCCAUCGUUAGUAGCUGAUAUUGCCACAGUACGAGCCAUUCGCGGUGUAAAAACGGAUAUCGGUUUGGCCCGUGCUUUUGUACGUUUGGCAUUGGAGAAAAAGUUACUGUCGGCUCAUCUUACGCGUUUGCUAAUGGAUGUGAAAUUGUUGAGGCGGUUAUAUUCUCGCUAUGCGUUUCUGAGAUGUGAAGAAGAGCGGGAACAGUUCCUGGUGCACUUACUAUCGCUAAAUGCAGUGGACUAUUACUCGUUUACUCGCAUGCUACCUCAAGCUGAUUUGAUCUACCAGGUAUUCAUUUGUACCAGUCGUAAACAUGGAUUCGCGACUACAGCGAAUAUGUGGAUUCGUUUACACGGUCAUCUGGGGUCCACCCGACCGAUUGCGUUGCCUCGUGGACGGAAUUUAAUCACUAUCCGGAUUGAUUCCAGCUGUGUCAAACAGUACGUUGUGUUUUGGGGUCACGAUCCGAUGGCUCCAUCAUUUCCUUGCUGUCGCUGGAUCGGUCGGGGCAUUGAGGAUGACGCGUUGGAACGCAUCCUGGUCGGUCAUUUAGUUCGUUUAGCCCCCAAUGAUCCGAAGCUUAUUUUCACCGCCAUGGCCUCAGAUCCCGGGGAUGGCGUGUGCAAGCUUCCUAAUCGUUGUCAGUCGCCUGCUGCUUAUCGGCGCUCGUUUGAUUCACAACGCGUUGCUGGAUUAUUCGCCUCUGAGUUGGGUUUGUCUCUCCCAACUCAGUCAACUCCUCCAUCCCCAAAAGUGGGCCUAGAUGAUCCGGGCUCCUAUGCCACAAACAGUCUUCCCCGUCCCCCACGUAAUCGAUAUCCACCAGGGUUGGGAUCAUUCACACCAAAAAUGAUGCACCCGUCGCCAUCAUUCUCUGCGGUCCAGGGUCAGAGUGUCCGUGAACAGUUGGCUUGGUACUUGCGUCGAGAGUCCGAACGUCCGGGUUAUGCUUUCUCGCAGCCGAACUCUCCAUCCACCAGCCGAUUGUACUCUUCCCCUGCAUUAUAUCAGCUACCUCCCCAUGAAGCGAAUAUGACUACUGCUGCUGCUUACUCGGCAAUGCAGGCGAAUCGUAUUUGCGUCGCCUCUAUGAGACAGAGUUUAAUAGAUUUCGUCACGCAUGUGCAACAGGUUGCGCGACUGGGUGCCACUCUGGGCAAAGAAGGUCGAUUCCAACUUCUCAUGUGCCGUGGUAUUCGCGAGCAUCUACUGGUCUCUUGGUUCUCAUUACUCGCUGUCAGUCCAAUUACCAGUCAGAUGUAUGAAAGCAAAAGCUUCUUCCUUAAUCACGAUCUUCGUCAAGCAAUACAGCAACUGUUAGCUGCACUGGAUGAGUUUGAACUGCCCAUGGAAUCUGUGUUGCUUCGUGAGGCCUAG